CGGCCUGGUUUGUCAAUCCACCUGUGAGUGCGAUGCUCGAACUCACUAAAAUGGGCGCUAAUUAUAAUCUCAGAGACUCCAGAGUAUCCCUGGCUUAGCCCACGUCCAUGUGUUCGCACGCAGGAAGUGAUGAAAAGUGCUAGACUAGACAUAAAUCCUCCGCGCUCAGGCGUCAGGCAUGAGACUAUUCUUGAAUUUCAUGGAGGCAACUGUGAACGCAGCUCAAGUCUGACUCUAAGCAGUGUCAUUCGUUACUUACUUUUACUACACGGCUGUUAGUUAGCACUUGGUUAGCACAUGCAUCUGCAGACGCCCUCACGUGCUCUCUCCAACGCGAGUCACGUAUAUCACCCCCACCAGGACCCACAAGACAGCCUAUCCACAAACCUUGCUUGAAUACAGAAUAACGCAAAUGGACCGGAAGAAGGCUCCUUUUCAAGAUAUCACGUCCCGAUUCGCGGCCGCCCUUCCGCCAACACCAUCCUCCCGUCGGCGGGCCAAAGCUCCAGGGGGUGCGAUGGGCGAGAAAAAGCGUCUCAGGGUGGUAGACAACAGUAGAUCUACGAAUCGCGCGCUUCCUUCAUCUCUGCCUCCCUCAUCUCCACCUCGUCCUACCUCGCCGUCCAUCGGCGCGCCACUCGACGAAUUUGAAACUGGUCUGGACCCAUUCAUCGACGAUGAGAACGAUGUUUCGUUCGGUCGUUCAGAUUUCGAAUCCCUCUCAGACAAAGGCGAGGUGGAUGAAGACUCGGAUGCCGAGAAUCGCGCACCAGCCAACCAAUCCGACCCUUUUGGCUUCUUCGCAAUCGAGCGCAAGCUCAAGGCGGAACGGGACGCACAACCCCACCCCGCGCCACAUCACGCUUCUGCUAUUGAGCACUACCCCGCGCGUCUCACGGAUGACAAAGGGCGCGAUGACGGACGAUUGAUGCCAGCCACACCCCACAAACCCAAGGCAGGCAAGCCCAGCAUGGAGUCUGCCGCAAUCUCGCUGGGUUCCGGCGUGACGACCAUACCGAGUAGCCCUUCGCCUGUCAAGGGGACCCCGGGACUUGUUGGUCGCGCCGGAAAUGAACAAAGUCCCUCACUUCGGCGAAAACAUGGCUCGCCGGGCGAGUCAUCGGAGUCUGACGAAGAAUCCCCCCCGAAGAAGAAGACCAAUCCGUCUCCUGGAGAUACUCCUCUUCGCAGAAGCGCGAGGCACCGACCUGUCAAACCUGAUGCUGCUCGGCCUGCGAGGAAGAUCACCAGCACCAAGACUACCAGUACCAAGAAGAAAGCGGUAAAGGGAAAGGGAAAGAGGAGGAAGGAAGAAGCUGAUGAGGAGCAGGAAGAGGAAGAGGAACAUCAGGGUCAAGUGGACAAGGUCUCACGUCAGGAUGCCGAGCGAAAAGCUCGCGUUGAAUACUUCAAGAAGUUGGAUCAUUAUAGUUUUGAGAAAGAAGAUGUGUAUGUGGUCUGAGUGAAUGCUUUUGGAUAGUCAAUUUUUGGAUGCAAUUGUACAGGCAAAUAAUGUAAAUCUACUCUACUGUAAAUUAACGGUAUACUCGGGCCGCUGCCCAGACAUAUAUUCACGCAGACUCUUGAUGAUCUGCCGUUCACCCUUGACGAAGGACGCAGUCGUUCGUCCAGUCGAAUGUGGUUGCAGCAUGACCCGGUAAGCCAAGUGUGGUUCAAGGAGACCUGGAUGUAUUGCGGGCUCAUUCUCGAAGACAUCUGCUGCGAAUCUCGACA
Mycena citricolor is the source of this 1734-nucleotide messenger RNA. Lineage: Eukaryota; Fungi; Basidiomycota; Agaricomycetes; Agaricales; Mycenaceae. The record is from the annotation of a GenBank genome assembly.